Molecule: messenger RNA, 4833 nt
Organism: Candida tropicalis MYA-3404
Lineage: Eukaryota; Fungi; Ascomycota; Pichiomycetes; Serinales; Debaryomycetaceae
Exons: 1
Coding region: 1-4833 (1610 amino acids)
Biological process (GO): cell adhesion involved in multi-species biofilm formation; cell adhesion involved in single-species biofilm formation
Cellular component (GO): fungal-type cell wall
Source: RefSeq, a predicted model, not a curated record
AUGAAGUUUAUUACAUUUGGUUUGUUAUUGCUGUCUUUGCUUACCUUGGUGACACCGAAAGAAGUUACUGGUAUUUUCACUUCUUUUGAUUCAUUAACAUGGAACGAACAAACUACCCCUUUUAGUAGUCCUGCUAGUCCAACCUGGAGAGCAACUUUAGGUUGGUCAUUGGAUGGUACUAAACUCAACCAAGGUGAUACUUUCACUUUAACAAUGCCUUGUGUCUUCAAGUUCAUCACUGAUCAAACUACCAUUGAUUUAAUGGCAAAUGGUGUAAGCUAUGCUACCUGUACUUUUCAUGCUGGUGAAGAAUUUACCACUUUCUCAACUGUUGCCUGUGUCGUCAAUGACGCUUUGAAAUCAAAUAUGCAAGUUACUGGUUCUGUUACAAUUCCAUUUACUUUUAAUGUUGGUGGUACUGGUACUUCAGUUAGUUUAGAGGAUUCCACUUGCUAUACCGCUGGUAAGAACACUGUUAUUUUCAAGGAUGGUGAUAACGAGCUUUCAACCAUAGCAAACUUUGAACCUACAGAUGCAUCCAGAACUGAAUUAAUUACUAAUGCUAGAUCGAUUCCUUCAAUUAAAAGAACCAGUCAUGUUAUUAUUGCUCCAGAUUGUCCUAGCGGUUACAAGAGUGGUACUAUAACUUUUGACACAAAUAAUGGUGCUGACAUUGACUGUGGUCAGACUCACGUUGGUAUGACGAAUUUUAUCAAUCCAUGGAACUACCCAACUAAUUCAGAACAAAAUUUUUCAAAGCAACCAACAUGUACUAAAGGAAAAUAUACUCUUUCAUUUCAAGAUGUUCCUGCUGGAUAUAGACCAUUCUUCGAUGUUUUGGUGAAGCCUACUGGUAAAAUGACGUUUUAUUACAACUCGGAUCUUGUCUGUGCCGACGGUACAACCUAUAAAAAGGGUCUUGCAUGGGAUUGGGGUUCGUAUCAGAAUGAUGUUGCUGAUAGCAGUGGUGAUGUUAUAGUAAUAACUACAAGAACAGGAACACAAACUACAACUGCUGUUACCACUUUGCCAUUCGAUCCAAGUAAAGACCAUACUAAAACAAUUGAAGUUAUUGAACCAAUUCCAACAACAACAAUCACUACUUCAUACCUUGGUAUCACAACUUCUUAUACUACAAUCUCAGGCACUGUUGGUGGAACUGCUACUGUUAUCGUUGAUGAACCAUAUCAUUCCACAACUACUGUUUAUACAUCUUGGACUGGAGUGGGAACCACUUCAUACACCAUCACUGCUUCCACUGAUUCAAUUGACACUGUUUUUGUUGAAACUCCAGUACCAAAUCAUACCGUCACUACCACUGAAUACGAAGACGUCUCAGCUGCUACUACCUAUACUGAAACUGCCACCCACGGUGGUACCGACACCGUUCACGUCAUUGAUCCAUUAAACCCAACUGUUACUACCACUGAAUACGAAGAUGUAUCAGCUGCUACUACCUACACUGAAACUGCUACUCACGGUGGUACUGAUACUGUUCAUGUUGUCGAACCAGUUAACCCAACUGUUACCACCACUGAAUAUGAAGACGUUUCAGCUGCUACUACUUACACUGAAACAGCUACUCACGGUGGUACCGAUACUGUUCACAUCAUUGAACCAAUCAACCCAACUGUUACUACCACUGAAUACGAAGAUGUUUCAGCUGCUACUACCUACACUGAAACUGCUACUCACGGUGGUACUGAUACUGUUCACGUCAUUGAACCAGUCAACCCAACUGUCACUGUCACUGAAUUCGGCUCUGUUUCUGCUGCCACCACUACCACUUUCACCAACCCAGCCGGUGAAACUGAUACUGUUUUGGUUAUUGAACCAAUCAACCCAACUGUUACCACUACUGAAUUUGGUUCUGUUUCAGUUGCCACCACUACCACUUUCACCAACCCAGCCGGUGAAACUGAUACUGUUUUGGUUAUUGAACCAAUCAAUCCAACUGUCACCACCACUGAAUUCGGAUCUGUCUCAGAGGCUACUACCAUCACAUACACCAACCCAGCCGGUGAAACUGACACUGUUUUGGUUAUUGAACCAAUCAAUCCAACUGUCACCACCACUGAAUUCGGAUCUGUCUCAGAGGCUACUACCAUCACAUACACCAACCCAGCCGGUGAAACUGACACUGUUUUGGUUAUUGAUCCAUUGAACCCAACUGUCACCACUACUGAAUAUGGAUCUGUUUCUGCUGCUACCACUACCACUUUCACCAACCCAGCAGGUGAAACUGAUACUGUUUUGGUUAUUGAACCAAUCAACCCAACUGUUACCACUACUGAAUUUGGUUCUGUUUCAGUUGCCACCACUACCACUUUCACUAACCCAGCCGGUGAAACUGACACUGUUUUGGUUAUUGAUCCAUUGAACCCUACUGUUACCACCACUGAAUUCGGAUCUGUUUCUGCUCCAACCACCAUCACAUACACCAACCCAGCCGGUGAAACUGAUACUGUUUUGGUUAUUGAACCAGUUAACCCAACUGUUACCACCACUGAAUUCGGUUCUGUUUCUGCUCCAACUACCAUCACAUACACCAACCCAGCCGGUGAAACUGAUAUUGUUUUGGUUAUUCAACCAUUUUCUUCCGUUGUUCCUGUUUUACCACAUAGCAGUGGUCCACAUUAUUAUAAUACUAGUAUAGGAUCCUCGUCUGAUGUUUAUUCUAGUGCUGAUGGUGGAUAUGUUGCGGAUGAUUUUCCUAUUCCAAGCUUGACUAGUAUGGACUCACCAGUUAUGGAUAUUCUGUCUUCAAGUGCACUGGUUUCUACAUUAGAUACAUCGUCAAUUGUGGAAGAAUCAAAAGUUGAUCAAUAUGUUAGUUCAUAUGUUUCAUCGGAGGUUAGUGAACAAAACUUUGCUUCUAAUGCCAAAACUAGUAGUGACAUACAAGCUAGUUCUCAGUCGCUUGUCAGUAUUGAAACCGAAUCAUCAAUAGCUUCACUGUCUAUUAAUUCUGUUUAUUAUUCAUCAGUAUCCAAAGAAUCCACUGUUACAUUCAUUUCCGAAACCACUGAAUCUACAAUUGUUCCACAUUUGUCAUCUCAAGUGAACGAAGGUUCAAUCGAAUCUCAAGGUUCUCCUGAAGAACAAUCAUCUUCCAGCGGUUAUGAUACUACUUCUCAUACAGAAGGUGUCACCAUUACUGUCACCUCCGAAUCCACUAGAACUACUGUUGUUCCACUCUCAAGUUCUGAAGUUGGUGACAUUCCAACCGAAUCUCACGCUGUUCCAGAUCAAGAUAGUAUCGAAGGUGCUUCUUCUUUAUCAGAUGCUGUUGUCACAACUGUUACUUCUCAAACUACUGAGACUACUGUUGUUACUUUCCUAACUUCUGAGGGUUCCAAUGUUCCAUCUCAAUCCCAAGGUGUUUCACAAGAGCAAUCAUCUACUUCUAAUGACAAUACUUCUUUUGAAUCACAAUCCAGUUCAAUUCAAUCUUCUCAAGAUGGCAAUAUUUCAUCCAGAUCUCAAGGUAGUUCUCAAUAUCAAUCAUCUACUUCCAAUGUCAAAUCUACAAGUCAAGCAGAAAGUUUCUCCAGAAGUGUUACUUCUCAAGUCGCUGAAUCCCAAUCCAGUUCGAUUCAAUCAACUGAAUCUCAAGGUAGUUCACAACAACAAGCAUCUUCUACCAGUGAUGAAAUUAAAUCUGAAGUCGAAGGUUUCUCCAGUAGUGGCACCUCCCAAUCCACUGAAACUACUUUUGUUCCACACUCAAGUUCUGAAGUUGGUGACAUUCCAACUGAAUCUCAUGGGGUUCCAGAGCAAGAAAGUAUUGAUGGUUCUUCUUCUUUAUCAGCUGGUUUUGUCACAACUAUUACUUCUCAAACUACUGAGACUACUGUUGUUCCUUUCCCAACUAGUUCUGGGAACGAUGUGCCAGUUGCAUCUGAAGGGGGUAGUGAAAUCUCAACUAAGUCUCAAGCUGUUCCACAAGAAUCAACUGAAGAUGGUAAUGAAGUUUCAACUGACUCUACUGUUUCUCCAGAAGUGUCAUCAACUGAAGUUGGUUAUACUCCAGUUCAAUCUCAAGGUGUUCCAGAGCAAGAAAGUAUCGAUAGUCCUAAUUCUCAGCCAAAUGGUGUUGUCACAACUGUUACUUCCCAAAUCACAGAGACUACUGUUGUUCCAUUCCCGACUUCUGAAGGCAACAAUGUUCCAUCUCAAUCAUCAAGUGUCCCAGAGCAAGGUAACAUCAUUCCUUCUGUCUCUACCGCAUCUACUGGUGGCAAUGGUUCUGGAUCUGCUUCUGGUCAACAACCUACUGGCGGUUCUCAUUCUGGGGAUGAGUCUGCAAGUGAUACCACUUCUGAGAAUGUUACUCAAACGAAUGGUGUUCCACCUGCAACUGUUUCCCAACCAUCUGGUGCUGUCUCUGGUUCUGUCUCAAGCUCUGACUCUGACUCUGUUUCUGGGUCUGGCUCUGGUUCCUCCAAAUCAGAUGGUGUUGCUGCUUCUACAUCCACUUCUAGUGUUUCUACUGGUCAUGGUGGUCAACAAACUUCCAAUUCCAUCCCAGCCAGUGACUUUGUUUCCAAGACUGUCGGUGAUGAUGCUGCAAUUUCAACCAGUGCCAACACUGAAACUACUAAUGUCGCUAACCCACCUAUUCCAUCCACCAUGGUUACAAGUACUAGUAAUGGUUCUGGUAUUCCACAAGUCUCUGUAUCCAUUCCACUAGUUUCUUCUGUAUCCAUUCCACAAGCAUCUGCAUCUGAGUCCAACCCAUUAACAGUUCCAACUUAUGAAGGUUCUGCCUCAUUUACUCAAAUUUCUUCAUUUAUGGUUAUUAUUUUCACUUUAUUGUCUGUCAUCGUUUAG